AUGGAAUAACCACCAGAGUCCAUAUUUGCAUCAAUUGACAACUGUUUUGAUCACUCAAUAGUCUAUUACUUUCGAAUUCUUAAAUGGAACUUUUUCUUAAUGUUGAUUUUCGCUAUUCUUCACCUACCAUAAUUGAUAUUCUGUAUUACAGGAAACAGCAUAUUCAAUUAAUUUCAGUUUUAAUUAGAAACAUUUACAGUAGCAAAUGUUGACAUUUCAAAUGAGACAGCUUUUCUAAUUGGAGUCUUAGGAGAUGCUAUUGGAACACUUCUUUACUUUUCGUCAUUGCUAUAUUUACGAUACAAUGCUAUAAAUAAGGAUUCAUAAUUUAAAGUAUCCAGUAUUUCACCUUGGAGUGUUGAAGUAUGUGGAUUUCCAUCAGCUACUAUAGAUCCAGAAGACCUUAGAUCUAUUAUUUAAUCUAAUACAUAUGAGAUAUAUUUAGUGCGCAAUUUCUAGGGUACUCUCAGUAUCAUGAAGAAUAAAGCAUUCAAGGAAAGAUAGAUCAGAUUAGAAAAGAAAAAGUUAGAAGUAUUUUCUAAGAGAUUAUCAUAAGCAGAUAUGUACGUAAGACAAGACUUCAUCAGAGUAUUGACUGAUGAAUUAAAAGAUAUUACAAAGGAAUUGUCAGAUAAAUUCAAUAUCUUUUUAGCUCCAGAUGAUUUAGAAUCUAUAAAGGCUUUCGUUGUUUUUAAAAGUAAAGUAGAUCGUGAUCUAUUUUAUGAGAAAUAUAAUUAAGAUUGUUUAAUUAGGAAUGGAAUUUACUUAUUUUAGAAUUAACCAUAAGAAUUAAAACUUAGAGGCUUAUAUACUAUAAGAGUAACAGAAGCUCCUGAUCCAAAUGAGAUCAAAUGGGAAAAUAUGGAUUAUUAAGAAAGAAACAAUGUUUAAAUUAUUCUUAUGCAUCUAGCAGUAGCAAUAAUAUUAUUAGCACCUUUAAUAGUAUUUGAAAAUAUGGCUUUGAAGAAUGCAAGAAAUAAUACAAUUAAAUGUACUGAAUAUUGUUUGGAUAAUGAUUUUACAAGAACAGCUUAUUAUAUAAUAAUAGGAUUUUGGAUAUUUAUAGCUGAUAUAUUAGGAUGGAUCUUUAUGGAAUUAAUAAUCAAUAAAGAAAAAUAAAUAUAUUUAGUAUAAGAAUAAAAAGUCAUUUUGAUUAGAAUUAUAGUCUAUUUGAUAUGUUACACAUUGCUUGUACCAAUAUUAAUUUCAUGGGAAACCAUUGGAAAUAUAGUAUUAGUAAUUUAAAGUUAUACUUCAACAGAAAAAUCAUUAAUUUUUAGUGAUGAUCUAGAUAGAAAAUGGAUUAUUAAUCAUGGAUUAAUAUUUUUAUGGGUAGCUAUAUUUUAUACUCUGAAAUUGAUAAUAUUAGGAAUUGCAUCAGGAUGUCGAUGUAUAACAGGUGGAAUUAGAGAUUAAGAAGAAUUGUAAUUAAUUGGUUCUUUAUUAACAGAUGAAAAUGAAGAAGAAAGACAAAGAUUGACUGGAUAAUUAAAAACUACAUCAAAUAAUAAUAAUUAAUCUCAUUAAACUCUAUUUUUAUUAAAUUUAGAUGAAAGUGUUAAUUACAAUAUUUAAUCAAGAUAGAAUUUAGAUAUCAAAACAGGCAAAUAAUUUAGACGUGAUUCUCCAUUAAUCAAUAGUAAUCCCACUUUUAAAACUGGACUUAGAUAUGCUAAAUUAUUAUUUAGUAUAUUCUUAUCAACAACUAUAUCAGCAGGGUUACCUUUAUUACCUCUAUUAGGAGCUAUACAAAUAGGGAUGUAGUAUAUUUAUGAUAAGAAUAUGUUAUUGCGAUAUCAUUCUUAUAAUGAAAAACAAUAAACAAAAUUAUAAGAGUAAUUAAAAUCAGUAGGUAUUGUAACAUUAAAAUUCAUUCAUUUCUUUCUUAUCCUACAUUUAAUUUUUAGUAUAUUGAUUUAUGGAUAUCCAUACAUUUACACUUAGAAUGGUAUGGGGAUUUCAUCAGAUUGGAAUGAUGCUUCAAAUAAGUUAUUAUAUAAAGUAAGCACUGUCAUUCCUCUUACUAUACUAUUAAUCAUUUUAGUGGUGGCUCUAAUCAUAGAUUUAGUAUUUUUUGGAAUAAAUAACAAUUGGAAGAUCUAAUCUGAUUAAAUAGGGUAGGAUGUAUCUUAGAAUCUUGAAGAUCAUGUAAAUAUUUUGAAAGAAUAAGGGAGUGCCAUUUCUUACAAUUUAAAGCAUCAUGAUGAAUUUAGGGAUAUUUUACUUAGUCAGAAAUAAGAGAGCAUAAGAGCCACUCUUAAUUAAUUCAAACAUUGA
Molecule: messenger RNA, 2277 nt
Organism: Paramecium pentaurelia
Lineage: Eukaryota; Ciliophora; Oligohymenophorea; Peniculida; Parameciidae
Source: the annotation of a GenBank genome assembly